This is a messenger RNA of Symphalangus syndactylus (siamang), 2025 nucleotides long. RefSeq names its product WASP actin nucleation promoting factor (gene WAS). The record is from RefSeq and is a predicted model, not a curated record. Lineage: Eukaryota; Metazoa; Chordata; Mammalia; Primates; Hylobatidae. Gene Ontology annotation, biological process: actin filament organization. Gene Ontology annotation, molecular function: actin binding.
GGGGAGGAGGACCCAAGCUGAUUCAAAAGAUGGGUCUAAGCAGUCAAGUGGAGGAGGGAUCCAAUCUGAUGGCGGAGGGCCCAAGUUCAGCCUAAGGAGGAGGCCAGGCCCACCAAGGGGCCCCUGGAGGACUUGUUUCCCUUGUCCCUUGUGGUUUUUUGCAUUUCCUGUUCCCUUGCUGCUCACUGCGGAAGUUCCUUUUCUUACUCUGCACCCAGAACCUCGCCAGAGAAGACAAGGGCAGAAAGCACCAUGAGUGGGGGCCCAAUGGGAGGAAGGCCCGGGGGCCGAGGAGCACCAGCAGUUCAGCAGAACAUACCCUCCACCCUCCUCCAGGACCACGAGAACCAGCGACUCUUCGAGAUGCUUGGACGAAAAUGCUUGACGCUGGCCACUGCAGUUGUUCAGCUGUACCUGGCGCUGCCCCCUGGAGCUGAGCACUGGACCAAGGAGCAUUGUGGGGCUGUGUGCUUCGUGAAGGAUAACCCCCAGAAGUCCUACUUCAUCCGCCUUUACGGCCUUCAGGCUGGUCGGCUGCUCUGGGAACAGGAGCUGUACUCACAGCUUGUCUACUCCACCCCCACCCCCUUCUUCCACACCUUCGCUGGAGAUGACUGCCAAGCGGGGCUGAACUUUGCAGACGAGGAUGAGGCCCAGGCCUUCCGGGCCCUGGUGCAGGAGAAGAUACAAAAAAGGAAUCAGAGGCAAAGUGGAGACAGACGCCAGCUACCCCCACCACCAACACCAGCCAAUGAAGAGAGAAGAGGAGGGCUCCCACCCCUGCCCCCGCACCCAGGUGGAGACCAAGGAGGCCCUCCAGUGGGUCCACUCUCCCUGGGGCUGGCGACAGUGGACAUCCAGAACCCUGACAUCACGAGUUCACGAUACCGUGGGCUCCCAGCACCUGGACCUAGCUCAGCUGAUAAGAAACGCUCAGGGAAGAAGAAGAUCAGCAAAGCUGAUAUUGGUGCACCCAGUGGAUUCAAGCAUGUCAGCCACGUGGGGUGGGACCCCCAGAAUGGAUUUGACGUGAACAACCUCGACCCGGAUCUGCGGAGUCUGUUCUCCAGGGCAGGAAUCAGCGAGGCCCAGCUCACUGAUGCCGAGACCUCUAAACUUAUCUACGACUUCAUUGAGGACCAGGGUGGGCUGGAGGCUGUGCGGCAGGAGAUGAGGCGCCAGGAGCCACUUCCACCGCCCCCACCGCCAUCUCGAGGAGGGAACCAGCCCCCCCGGCCCCCUAUUGUGGGGGGUAACAAGGGUCGUUCUGGUCCACUGCCCCCUGUACCUUUGGGGGUUGCCCCACCCCCACCAACACCCCGGGGACCCCCACCCCCAGGCCGAGGGGGCCCUCCACCACCACCCCCUCCAGCCACUGGACGUUCUGGACCACUGCCCCCUCCACCCCCUGGAGCUGGUGGGCCACCCAUGCCACCACCACCGCCACCACCGCCACCGCCGCCCAGCUCCGGGAAUGGACCAGCCCCUCCCCCACUCCCUCCUGCUCUGGUGCCUGCUGGGGGCCUGGCCCCUGGUGGGGGUCGGGGAGCACUUCUGGAUCAAAUCCGGCAGGGAAUUCAGCUGAACAAGACCCCUGGGGCCCCAGAGAGCUCAGCGCUGCAGCCACCACCUCAGAGCUCAGAGGGACUGGUGGGGGCCCUGAUGCACGUGAUGCAGAAGAGAAGCAGAGCCAUCCACUCCUCCGACGAAGGGGAGGACCAGGCUGGCGAUGAAGAUGAAGAUGAUGAAUGGGAUGACUGAGUGGCUGAGUUACUUGCUGCCCUGUGCUCCCCCUCGCAGGACAUGGCUCCUCCUCCACCUUCUCUGUGCCCACCCUCCACUCUCCUCUUCCAGGCCCCCAACCCCCAUUUCUUCCCCACCAACCCCUCCAAUGCUGUUAUCCCUGCCUGGUCCUCACACUCACCCAACAAUCUCAAGGCCCUUUUUAUACAAAAAUUCUCAGUUCUCUUCACUCAAGGAUUUUUAAAGAAAAAUAAAAGAAUUGUCUUUCUGUCUCUCUAUAAA